AUGAGAGAGCUGGGAUCGAACCNCAAACGAUCUGCAUCUCAAGAUGGACAAGAAGACAAACGAUCUGCAUCACAAGAUCGACAAGAAGACAAAUGGUCUGUAUCACAAGAUGGACACGACGACAAACGAUCUACAUCACAAGAUGGACAAGACGACAAACGAUCUGCAUCUCAAGAUGGACAAGAAGACAAACGAUCUGCAUCACAAGAUCGACAAGAAGACAAAUGGUCUGUAUCACAAGAUGGACACGACGACAAACGAUCUACAUCACAAGAUGGACAAGACGACAAACGAUCUGCAUCUCAAGAUGGACAAGAAGACAAACGAUCUGCAUCACAAGAUCGACAAGAAGACAAAUGGUCUGUAUCACAAGAUGGACACGACGACAAACGAUCUACAUCACAAGAUGGACAAGACGACAAACGAUCUGCAUCUCAAGAUGGACAAGAAGACAAACGAUCUGCAUCACAAGAUCGACAAGAAGACAAAUGGUCUGUAUCACAAGAUGGACACGACGACAAACGAUCUACAUCACAAGAUGGACAAGACGACAAACGAUCUGCAUCUCAAGAUGGACAAGAAGACAAACGAUCUGCAUCACAAGAUCGACAAGAAGACAAAUGGUCUGUAUCACAAGAUGGACACGACGACAAACGAUCUACAUCACAAGAUGGACAAGACGACAAACGAUCUGCAUCUCAAGAUGGACAAGAAGACAAACGAUCUGCAUCACAAGAUCGACAAGAAGACAAAUGGUCUGUAUCACAAGAUGGACACGACGACAAACGAUCUACAUCACAAGAUGGACAAGACGACAAACGAUCUGCAUCUCAAGAUGGACAAGAAGACAAACGAUCUGCAUCACAAGAUCGACAAGAAGACAAAUGGUCUGUAUCACAAGAUGGACACGACGACAAACGAUCUACAUCACAAGAUGGACAAGACGACAAACGAUCUGCAUCUCAAGAUGGACAAGAAGACAAACGAUCUGCAUCACAAGAUCGACAAGAAGACAAAUGGUCUGUAUCACAAGAUGGACACGACGACAAACGAUCUACAUCACAAGAUGGACAAGACGACAAACGAUCUGCAUCUCAAGAUGGACAAGAAGACAAACGAUCUGCAUCACAAGAUCGACAAGAAGACAAAUGGUCUGUAUCACAAGAUGGACACGACGACAAACGAUCUACAUCACAAGAUGGACAAGACGACAAACGAUCUGCAUCUCAAGAUGGACAAGAAGACAAACGAUCUGCAUCACAAGAUCGACAAGAAGACAAAUGGUCUGUAUCACAAGAUGGACACGACGACAAACGAUCUACAUCACAAGAUGGACAAGACGACAAACGAUCUGCAUCUCAAGAUGGACAAGAAGACAAACGAUCUGCAUCACAAGAUCGACAAGAAGACAAAUGGUCUGUAUCUCAAGAUGGACACGACGACAAACGAUCUACAUCACAAGAUGGACAAGACGACAAACGAUCUGCAUCUCAAGAUGGACACGACGACAAACGAUCUGCAUCUCAAGAUGGACACGACGACAAACGAUCUGCAUCUCAAGAUGGACACGACGACCAACGAUCUGCAUCACAAGAUGGACACGACGACAAACGAGCAACAUCACAAGAUGGACAAGACGACAAACGAUCUGCAUCUCAAGAUGGACACGACGACAAACGAUCUGCAUCUCAAGAUGGACAAGACGACAAACGAUCUGCAUCACGAGAUGGACACGUCCGCAGACGGUCUGAAUCGAAGGACAGGAACAAGGACCCGCGACCAUCAUCGAUGGACAAGGACGAAAACUUUCGAUUCGUUUGCAAAAAUAGAGAAGCAAUUGCCUCCUGCUGUUCAGAACAGGGUCGUACCUUGAAUACAGACGAGUCAAUUCAUUCGUCUCUGCCCAAGUCUCAAUUUCUUGGAGAGGAAUUUGAAAUAUCGCAUCCGCGUCGAUACCAGUCAAGCUCGCUCUCGAGCAAACUUCCUCUCACCGCAAAAACUUCAGAUGUCCCAG
Molecule: messenger RNA, 2014 nt
Organism: Hyalella azteca
Lineage: Eukaryota; Metazoa; Arthropoda; Malacostraca; Amphipoda; Hyalellidae
Exons: 2
Source: RefSeq, a predicted model, not a curated record